AUGUCUGAGUAUUACGAUGAUGACUUCGUAGAGGAGAGAGAGGGAAACUCUGGAUUCCACCUCUUCCCGUCCUUCGUGACGGUGCUCUUCCUUCGAAUUCUUCAGGUUGUUGCAGAAGCGGUUGAGUGUGGUUUACUUGAUGUAUUUUAUGUGUUAAUUAGGGUUUCCGAGAUUGGAUUUUCUUGUGAAAGCUCAUUCUUGUCGGGUGAUCUGGAUUUGAAUCGUAAGGUUCCUGACACAUUUUUUGAGACAUGGAAGGAAUUUGUUUCUUGCCAAGUUACUUCCAGUAUUGGUUGCUUUCAUUCCAAGAAGUGCUUGACCGCCGAUUCUUCCACAGUGUACUCAGUGCUUGUUUCUUCUGAGACCAGUGCUGCAUCUUUAGGGAACACAUACAAGGCUGAAGAUAUAGAUGUGUGA
Molecule: messenger RNA, 417 nt
Organism: Sphenostylis stenocarpa
Lineage: Eukaryota; Viridiplantae; Streptophyta; Magnoliopsida; Fabales; Fabaceae
Source: the annotation of a GenBank genome assembly